Molecule: messenger RNA, 1275 nt
Organism: Closterium sp. Yama58-4
Lineage: Eukaryota; Viridiplantae; Streptophyta; Zygnematophyceae; Desmidiales; Closteriaceae
Source: the annotation of a GenBank genome assembly
AUGUAUGUGAGUGGCGUGGAUGCCACUGACUUCGCUUUGGCUGUGGCGUCAGUGUACUCACGGCUAGAGACUCGCAAGGGCGAGGACUGUUUCUGCAUCGAUGCCAGCAACCCCAAGCAGACCCGCGUGGAGGCUGCUGCGAUUGCGGAGGCCAGGAAUAGAGUGAGACGUGCGGGGCUGGAAUGUGGGAUGAGUGAGAGAGUAGGAGGGGCAGGAGGGGCAGAAGGGGCAAGAGGAGCAGGAGGAGCGGCGUCUGAUGCCACUCAAGUGCCUGUGACCAGCUCAGGGCUCGUGCCUGUCAACACCAACCCAGCUGUUGCUGUCGUGACGCAUCAGGUUGGCUGUAUCUUGCAGUGGGCCCGAAUCUACGGCUCAAAUACUACAUUAGAGAAGAAGUGCUUCAAGGACAGCCCACAGGGGAAGGUCCUGCCCAUGCGCCAUCCACUUCGAUACCUACCGAGCCAGCUUCUCAGGUUCGGCGCCAUCCCUGAGCCUCUGGACGGAAGGAGCUUCUCCUUGGAGUGGGAGGAGUGGCCUCGGGGCGAGGAAGCUGCUCUGAAGUUUCCCGACGACCCCAGCGCGAGAUGCUUUGGCCUGGGGAUUCUGGAAGACGAUGGGGGGAGAGAGGAGGAGAGUAAGAAAAAGCUCCCUGCCCAAUCAUCCAAGGCAGGGGACGUGGAGUGCAUUUCGGAGUUCGCUGCUGCCAUGCUCACCCCACCGGACUGCUCCGAGUGCAAGAGAUGCAUCAAGUGCUACACCUCCCACAUCCCCUUUGUCACCCUCGUUGCCAACUUCGCCUACCGCCCCGCCAGCGUGCUGUUCUACCGCUUCCUCUCCGCCUUCCUGCCGCACUCCAAGGAGUUCAACAACCUCGUCCGCAUCCUGGGCCUGGACCCCUUACCCAUGGGCGCCUCUCUGGAGGAAGAGAGGGAGAAUCUCGAGCGCGUGCGGGAACAGGCAGAGCGUGUGCCCGUGGCGCUGCUGCUCUGCAUUGCUCUGAGGUGGGCCCGCCCCGUUCUCGUCCCCGGCGGGUUUGAGAAGGACGGUACCCGGAGGCCACUGGAGGGGCUAGGGUGGGUUGGAGGAGGGAGGUUCUGGAGCUCGGGGGGCUUUGGGGUUGGCAUAAGUGGUGAGGAGGAUUGCUGGGAUGACGGAGAGGUGUGGGCGGAGGUGUGGUCGUGGUGCGGUGCGGCGAUGCUUGCAUGGCCGGCUUAUGUGUCGGGGGCAGUGAGACAUGCCGAGGCAGGCGGGAAGGGAAGGCGAGUGAGCCGUUGA